Molecule: messenger RNA, 3083 nt
Organism: Amoebophrya sp. A120
Lineage: Eukaryota; Dinophyceae; Syndiniales; Amoebophryaceae
Source: the annotation of a GenBank genome assembly
CACGAUCUCGAGCGGAAUCGGGAGUACAGUAAGUACGGUGCGAAAAUUAUAACUUUUUGGGAAAUUAUGGCGCAGCGGCGGCCGAGGGCAGCAGGUUUUCCAAUUCGGUACUGCGAAGGCUACAAAAAUGUCAUCGCGUCCGCAUGCCAGAUUAUCGUGCUUCUUUUGUCUUCACAGCAUGAGUUGCUGCUGAGAAGUAGCGCUCUUGCCUUGUCUCUGCGUCUUUCCUCGACUCGCACAAUCACUCCCCCUAUCAAAUGUAAAAGUGUCUGGGUCUGGAAGAGUGGAAGGCUUGUCAUGCUUGUCUGGCAUGACCCAUGAUGCUUGUAACGCAUGACCCAGUAUCACAGAUUUUUGGAAAGCUUCCUGAUGCCAUUUCCACAUGACAAAUGCCCUCCUCGUGUAGCACAAACGUGGCUCCUCUUGCUGGUCAUGCAAUACAGAUUUUUUUAGAGUUCAAAGUUAGCAUCACAAGUUCCAACUUUCCAGACCCAGACAUUUUUACAUUUGAUACCCCCAUCUAGCUCCCGAACACUGCGCGGAGAAAUUGUUGAAACAGGUGGACUAUGAACUGCAAAAGUAUCGUACUCGUAUAAAUGCAUUACAAAUUCCCUCAGCAUGAGAAAUAAAAUUUGUAAUGCGGAUUUGCCUUACGAGAAGGAUUUGUAAUGCAAGACUUGCAUUUAUACGAGUACGAUACUUUUGCACAGGAUAUGGACGAGUUGAUCUCGACCAAUUUCCCGGAGGCGUUUCGGUACCAGCAGACCGCGAGGGGCAAGACGCGGAGCUUUCAGAUUCCUCUUCAUCUUCCCUCGGGCUAUUUUUUCGCACAACACAGAAUGAAAAAUCCGCAUCCAGACAAGGUGCGAGUGCAACCACACCUACUGGAAAGGCAAGGAAGCCAGAGCCUGACGAACCGCUGGAAUGCGCCAUCUGCCUGGAGCCGUUGACGCAGAAUGGAAAGGUUGUCCCUGCGAAGAAAGGCUCCUCCGCGACCAAAAAGUCGUGCUCCGACUCUGACAUUGCAAGCGUCGGCCGCUUUCUGUUGCAGUUGUGUCUAUCGGCGGAUCGGACUGGUGGGAGAGCUGCUGCUUCGUCGGGAGGAAGGAAUCGAGAGCGGCAGGAGGAACGUGGAAAUGCGAGGACAGCUUUAAAUUCUGGCACGUCACAGGAGGGUAUCGUGGGAACUGCUGAUGAGAAUGUUCCAGGCGCUCCUUCUGACAGUGCUGUAACAGUUCAUCGCGCUACUGAAUCGUCGUUCGAGCAAUUCCUGGCGGAAGUCGUCUCUAUUCCCGACGAAAGAGAAACUGUAAGAGAGUCUGACUCACGGUCACCAUCAGCCGACGCUGGUGCAAGCGGAAGUACUGGUAGAGCAUCCCCAAUCGAUGAUGAUGACCACGUCGCUCCUCCACCUGCCUGUAUGUGGCCCAGGAACGGACUUUGGAAAAGAGGCAAGAAAAUGAAAAGUGGAAAAUCGAAGGACCACAUCGAGCAGAAACUUCCAGUCAGGUUGCUUCGCGAGCCUUUGCCUCGAGGAUUCCCCGACUCCGCCUUUUCGCAGCCGCUGGUGUUCAAGUACAACGGAAAAAACAAGGACGACGUCGCCGAUUGCUAUGAAACGCUCCCAGGCUGCUCCUCUGCGGUGAAGCGAAAGCUCAUGUCUUUCGGCGGAGCUACGACUCCGGGAAGUAGAAGUACUACUAGUAGUGCAGCUUUGUCAGCAGGUACAAGCUUUUUCUCUCGGUCCACGUCUUCCUCGAGCAGUAGCACCACCGCGCCAUCGUCGCCGGCGUCAUCGGCGAAUUCCCCCGCAAGUGUGCGAUCCUUUCCCUUUACCCAGUCUUCAAGACCACGUACGGGCAGUGAUACUUCUGUAAUGGAAAACGAGGAGGACGACGGCUACGAUUGCACCAGCGAAUGUUUGGUGCUCUGGAAGGUUGAUGCCGAGAAUCCGGACGCGAUCGUGCUUUCCCAUGCAGUAGAUUCGUCCUCGAACAUGGCAGAGGAGGAAGAAGGAGAACUAGAAGCACAAGGCAUCAAUCGUGAAAACGAAAACUACAACCGGCCCCGCUGUCUCUGCGACAGCAGGGGGAGCACUGAAAGAACGAAAUCCAACGACAUCCUCACGUUGCCGCAUUGUCAGCACUCGUUCCACAUCUCCUGUUUGGAAAAAGACAUCCGGUCUCGGCUCCGGUUUUUCCUUGGACGGGAGAAUUUUUCGGGUGUGCGCGCGCUGUGCAACCCCUACCCCUGCCCUUUGUGCCGCAACGAAGGCCUGGUGGCGGCCAUUCCCAUGGCGCAGGCGGACCUGGAGUGGGUGUACCGGGAGGAGGAGCACGCGGUGGACGAAUCGCUUCGGAACGGCGCCUGCAAAAUUCUCACGGCGCGCGGAAAUCGGAAGAGCGCAGGGCGGGAUGUAAGCAAUAAUUCCGGCACGGGUGUGUGUGGAGGGACUCGCGGGGGAGGUGCGAGGCCGAUUAAUUAUGCGUUCAAUCCGCACGCGCACGCGUCGGAACUGUGGUCGAUUUAGAUAGUGUUGCGGGCCUUAUCAGAAAACGCUGCGACGUUCAUGAUCCGCGCCAACGUGAGAAGAAUUACGUAGCAAAUUGAAGUUUCUGUGGUCGACCACUCACGUAAUUUUUUUCUUUUAGAGCUGUACCGCGGUGAGAUACUUGUAUCUUCUUUUUUGGCAAGGUGUGUGUCGAUUGGUAUGCUUAUGCUCUGAUUUUGCUUUUCCCAAUUCUCGUUUUGUACGUUUACACGUCUAUAGGUGCGCUGUAGAUAUUUGAAACGAAUUUUCCACUCUUUUUCCGCAUCCUAGAAUACAGUCAACGUUUAGAAAAUGCCGUGUCUGCAGAAUUUUGGUUUUACGCACAAAAAGUUUUGUUUCAAAUUGUCGUUGCUGGUCUGCAAAUCAAAACAAAACAACUUUCCUGAGAAAACAGUAACUUGUAGUAAUUCCGAAGCCGUCAACAUCACUUGGACUUGGACGAAAUUAACAUUGCCCGAGGUAAGAGAAGCGAAAGACGGGUGUGCGUGUGAGCGGAUUUGUAUGUGAUUGGCAGUCGCAGUGUGAACCAGUG